Gallus gallus (chicken) is the source of this 4695-nucleotide messenger RNA. RefSeq names its product Krueppel-like factor 15. Gene Ontology annotation, biological process: regulation of transcription by RNA polymerase II. Bases 2357 to 3391 code for a protein of 344 amino acids. The record is from RefSeq and is a predicted model, not a curated record. Gene Ontology annotation, molecular function: RNA polymerase II cis-regulatory region sequence-specific DNA binding; DNA-binding transcription factor activity, RNA polymerase II-specific. Lineage: Eukaryota; Metazoa; Chordata; Aves; Galliformes; Phasianidae. The transcript is spliced from 2 exons.
GGAGCCGCCUCCGGGCGGUGGGACCGCGGUGGCAGCGCGGAGCCCAACAGGUGAGGGUGAAGGGCUGCCGGGGGGUGGGUGAGGCUGGGAGGGGGUCCGACCGUUCCAGGUGUGCCGGAUCCCCUUCGGGCUGCUGACACCCGCGUGUCUUUGGCCGUGCGGGAGCGUGGGGGCGUCCCUUUAUCUCAACGGGAUCUGCUCCGCGUGGCAGCGCUGUGAGCGUCUUUAGUUGUUUGAGCACGUUUUGUCCCGAGGGCUCCGCGAGGUCAGGCUGUGCCCCGAGGUAAGUCCGGGCUGUGGGGCUGCGGGUGUUGAUGGAGCGGUCGCUCAGCGCUGCUCACGCUGACAUUGGCCCAUCGCUUUCCCUCUGCAUGAGAGCCGCACGCCUGCAGAGGUCGGGCAGUAACGGAGCGCUCCUGGGAAUCUGAACAGCUACGGGGAUGGGAAUGCAAAGUGCAGCUCGGCAGCAGCGCCGACCUUGCUGUGCAGCACGGUUGCUGAAGGCCAAAGCGGGGCCUCCGUGUCACUGCAGUGCUUUAUCUGGGGUGACGGCGUGGUGGAUGUGCAUUUUGCAACAGUGCUGUGGCUUGAUAAAUCCCCGCUGUCUGUAAUGCAUCCCCGAUGGCGAUUAGAAAUGGAGCUCCCCAUUAGUUGCCCUUCUCCCUUCUGCGAGGUCAGGCAUUGCUAUUGCUGCUCUUAGAGGGCAUCUGAGCGCUGCCGGAGCUGCACGAGGCUGCAGGAAACCUGCCCAGGUCUGCUCAGCCCCACACCUUCCUGCCCUCUGGUUGUGCCUCUGUUUGUGUUGUUCAUUCAGCAGAACUGUUCGCUCUGGAUCUGUGGGAUAUACACUGAAUAAACCUUCCGAGCUGAGGAGCUGAUGGUGUAAUUCAGUUAUCCUUGGGGGCAUUCUGAAAGGAUGGAGGCUUCCUGAGCUGCUCUGCAAGGAGAGCCUGGUGGAAAAUCAGGUUGGAAAAACAGCAGUGUUUGGUAGCCAGAGGGGGAAGGCUCCUCAGAGCCUCUGAAACGUGCAGACAGAGCUGAUGAGAGGGUCAGAAGGCAGAGAUCAGAGGGGGAUCAGAACACCAGAACGGAGGCAGGGGGGCGAUUUGGUGCUGCCUUUGAGGCGACGGUUCAGAGCACGGAUUGGUGUUGUGAUGAAAACACACAGCCUGCAGGCUGAGCUCGGCCCGAGCACCGUCCUCACCUCGCGUGGGAGCAGAGCUGCCUCUGCUCAUCACAACUUGUUGGCACGGAGCUGUGCUGGAGCCCACAUCCAGGAGAUGCAGCGCAGCUCUGGGCAGGCAGGGAGCUGAGGUGGGGAUUAUUCCUCCUUCAAGGAAGAGCCUUUCUGUUACAUCCAGGCUGCUUCUCAGAAAUUCCCUCUCCCAGCUCUCAGGACCCCGGGGAAGCACUGAUAAGGAGGACUGGCUCAACAGGUUUGCAGCUCUGCAGAAACCUCAUGGACUUGUUUACUCUGGAAAACACUCCUGGGUGACUUUGGCUUCGCUUUUCUUUCUCCUGAAAGCUCACUUUCCCCAUUAGAAGUCCAAGACGUGCAGGCAGGCGGGCCGUGCCCCGCUGAGCACCUCAGCACUGUGAUGAUUCCCAUCUGCUUUGAGCUGCGUGCCCUCAGGGGCCCCGUGAGCUGACCCCAAUGGGCCGUGUCUGUCUGCACUGCUUUCUAUGCUCCUUCAGACACCACGCAGUGCAGCACAGCGGUGCUGAUGUGUUCCCAGAGGCCGGGCAGGCUGGCAGCUCCCAUGGUUAUUAUUGGCUCCCAAACCAGUUAGCUUGAACCUGGCCGUGAUACGUCUGCGUUAGGCUGUGGUUGUGCCAACGUCUGCAGUGUGGAGAAGCCUGAACCCUCCUCUGGAUCUCCACUAACACCCAUUUAUGAGCCACAGGUCGGCCUCUGUGCCAUCCAGCAGCACAGGGCUGCCCUCUGGCGCGGGUGGAAGAGUUUCACUGUGUAGUUUUGCCUUAAUAAACACCCCAGAGAAGUUUGCUUCUGGGAGGGGUCGAGCCCUUAGCAGCCCACGUAGGAAGAAAGUUGGCAUGUGUUUUUUGAGCCGCAGCAUCUCUAUUAUCAAAGACCACUGACUGCUUCUGAUGCCUUAUUUACAAGGCAUGGCCUGUUACACUCAAAGCCUGGAGUCUUCUGGCUUGUUUCUCAUUGGAAAUAACCUUGGUGGUGUUCCCUUGCAGAUGAGCAAAGACUUCCCCAGCCGAGGUGGUGCAGAGGCUCCUGAUCCAGCCCAGCAGCUCGGUGCAGGUGUGGGAUGUGGGCCGGCCGGUGCUCUGUGUGAGCAGCCAGGAGCUGCCAACCCCUUCAUGUUCUUUGUCCCAGCAGCACAGCAUGCCGCCAUCCCUCCUGCCAAGGCACAGCCCCAAGGAAGGCUCUGACCACCUCCUGGAGGGCAGCACUGGCCGCAAUGAAGGCGACCCACUCCCCCUAGCAGGGGCUGAUGGGGAGGAGGAGAAGCCCCUCCUCGCUGCCUGCGAUGCCCACCUCCAGCUGCCCGACUUCUGCUGCAGCCUUCCCCAGGACUUCAUCCCCACCCUGGAGGAGAUCGAGGAGUUCCUGAGGGAGAAGGCUGAGUUCCUCAGGGAUGGAGCGAGCGAGCAGCACGCGGCUGGAGGGAAGGCCAGGGCUGAAUCUGAGACCGGUUUGGGUGGCUCUGGGGGACAUCCAGUUCCAGAAGAUGGCUCAGAUGGUUCCCAGCCUGGAGGGGCAGCUGAUGGCAACGACCAGGGAGCAGCUGAUGGGGACGUUCCCGUUGUCCUCCAUAUGCAGCCUCUCCAGCUGGAUAACAGCAGCCUGCUGGCACAGCGUGCUGUCAGAGUGACCCAACUGGUCAUCAGCUUACAGGGACAAAACCUAUCCCUCCUUCCUCAGCUCCAGCCCCCCGUGACCCUCUUGGACCAAAAGUACAUCAAGAUUGCCCCACAGCCCAACCCCACGGGACCAGGGAUGCUGGGGGGUGUGCAGAAGCAGGAGGCAGCCCCUGUGUGUCCGAAAGCCCCCACAGCCCCUCUGCAUGUCCAUAAGUGCCCACACCCGGGCUGCAGCAAGGUGUACACCAAGAGCUCCCACCUGAAGGCCCACAUCCGCCGGCACACCGGGGAGAAGCCCUACAGCUGUGCCUGGCCUGACUGCGGCUGGAGAUCUCAAUGGAUAUCACAAGGAAAACUGGUGCUGGCAGCACUGAGCUGCCUUGGUUUCUUGUGCAACGCCUUGGCACCACCUCACUGCCCUGAUUCCCUGCACGGUGGAGGAUGGCUGCUGCCUCAGGAGGAGCUGAGACUUUGGAGCUCACUUCUUGCAAUAGAGCUGGAAAAGAUGUGGUUGGGCUGUGUGGAUGAACUGAGGACGGCCUUGGGAUGCAUUUAAUCUUCACAGAGCUUUUGAAGGGCAAGCGUAGUGUUUGCUGUACCAGGUGUGAGCGUGAGAUCCUAUUGCUGGGAGUCUGGGGUUACAUCUGAAGCUCCUUGCUUUGUGCUUCACUGCGUGGGCACGUUUCAGCCAGAUGGAAAAACCCUCCCGUCCUAAUACUCCUGCCAUCUGUGUUGGCUCCGUAGAGGCAGAACAGGAGUAAAUCCUGCCCAGUCCUCUCCAGCAUUCCCCUGGCACAGCAAAGCACGCUGCAGUCCCACCAACUCACUGAGGCCAUUGAGGUGGCGCUUUGGAAGGGCUGAGCAUCACCUCCCUGCUCCCUGUUGGAGCCGCGUGCCGAGCAGAAGGGCGCAGGAGAACGGAGCAGGGACGUGCAUGUGGCUAAAGGGACUUCCCAGGUGGUGCAGCUGAUUUGCACCAGGUGUGGGUAUCGCACAGCCAAGAGCAGUGUGAGCACUGGGUAUUCCUGCAGUCCUUGCUGCUGCAUCCUCAGUUGAUUCGCUUUGGCAUGGUGGCUGCGUGUGCUGUUCCUCCUCUGUGCUCUGUGCUAAGCCAGCUUGCAGGCUGCUCCUCUCUCCCAGCCCUGACACUGACAACCCGCAGCCAUUCUGAGAACCAAGGAGAAUGCGUGCUCGGGACAAACUGGCCUUCUCUCAGUGCAUUUCUGGCUAGAUGUGUGAAGCAGUGGGAACCCUUUGCCACUCUGAACUCCAUCCUCACAUCCCUUCCAACCUGAGCUGAUGCCCCAAAGAGCAGCCCUCAGCAUCCGUCCUCGGGGCCAUCAGCUCUCCAAAGGUAUCCUUCCCGUGAGCACACAACAGAGGAAGGAAGCUGGAGAGCAAGAAGGAUCUCGGUGGCCGUAUCCCUCUCUUUCCUAUCCCUGAACCGCUCCUCCGUGAGGUUUCCUCCUUCCUGCUCCCUCCGGGAGGAGCCUGGGCUGCCAUGCACUGCCAUGCACAGCGGCUGCGCCCUCCAAGCUGCCCUUCUCCCGCAGGUUCUCCCGCUCAGAUGAGCUCUCCCGACACAAACGCUCUCACUCCGGGGUCAAACCCUACCAAUGUGCCGCCUGCCAGAAGCGCUUUGCCCGCAGCGACCACCUGGCCAAGCAUGUGAGGAUCCACCGGGACCAACCGGGCAGCAAUGGGAUGUAGGGCUGAGCCGGUGACCUGGUGGCGGUGCAGGAAGGAGGGCCGAAGAGGAGAAAUGGUUUUGUUGUUGCAGCAGGCGGUGUGUUGGAGCUCUCCUCAAGGAUGGGCCGCAUUCAGGGUUUGUUUCUUUGAAUUACACGUGGUGGAAAUCUA